AUCGUGCAUUCGAGCAUUUUAACCGGAAAAUAGUAACGGAAUCUGCCGUGAUCAACAAUCACUCGAAGAUCUUUGUGGCUAUAACGGUUACGUAUGCGGGCUCAAGGCCGAGGUAGAGGCAGAGGGCGCUGGUCGAAUUGUGGGAGAUACUGGAUGGAGAACGCUCCUCCUCCGCAUCCACCUGGCGUGAUACCAGGAACUGCAUACCAAGCGCCAGCCGCUCCAUUCCAAGCUCCAAACGGUUUCUACCAGCAACCAUAUCCAGCCGCACUCCCAUUCGGUUUCCCUCCUGCCCAGCACGCAUACGGUACGACACCGCCUCCACAACAGCGGAACGGAAAAGCGGGAGUUCCUGCAGGGAAUCCGGGGCAGUUCAAUCAAGGAUAUGGGCGAGGAAAUGCUGGUAACUACCAGCAAUGCGCUUUCUUCACAAAAGAGCAAGCCAACUUUCUGGAUAAGUUGAAAUUAAAGGAGGCAGUAGAGGAAGCAAGGAAGAAGGAUCUAGACGAAAUAACAAGGUUGAGGAAGAUACAAGGAGAAGGUGAAAAAAAAAAAGAUAAAGGGAAGAGUGAGGUGAAAGAGCAAGGGAAGAAAUCGAGUGCACGGGAUAAGGGAAAGGCGAAGGCGACCGAGGGUGGGAAAGAGGAUAGCAGGAAAAAGUGGGUAGCCGAGAAUGUCAGUAACUCCCUACGGAUCUUGACUGAGAAGCUAGAUGAUGUGGAAAAUAAAUCUAAGCUAAAGGAAGGGGAACUAGAAGAACUGAAAUUACUAAGGAUGGAGAAGCAACUGAGAGAGUUGCGGGAGAACUCUAGUAGUGAAAAGUGGAAAAGGGAGCGGGCUUCACCGAUUCGCCCACGGGCAAGCAAGACAAGAUCAAGGUCUAAUCACCUGAAGAGAGGCAAUAGAGGAAGGAAGCCCGUGGAAGUCUCAUCCCACGACAGCGCGAAAAAAAGGGAUGCAGUAGUGCAGAACCUCGAAGGGAAAUUGGAAGAUUCAACGAGCAACUUGAAGGAGGUGGCGCAACUGAAGGACCUACUCCUAGAAAUCCUGGCAACGAAAGGAAGGGAUGCCAGCAACAACUCUUUCUAAUAAACGAGAAUGUAGAUAAAACGCAUCUCCUGGG
Messenger RNA from Chara braunii, 1123 nucleotides. Lineage: Eukaryota; Viridiplantae; Streptophyta; Charophyceae; Charales; Characeae. The record is from the annotation of a GenBank genome assembly.